This is a messenger RNA of Oppiella nova, 1098 nucleotides long. Lineage: Eukaryota; Metazoa; Arthropoda; Arachnida; Sarcoptiformes; Oppiidae. The record is from the annotation of a GenBank genome assembly.
AUGUCAAAACUCGUCAAAAAAGAGGAAUUGGGAAAAGUAUUCAGUUUGUUAUCAACACUGGAAUCCGUGUCCCCAUUACUGGCAUCCCUGGUCUUUACGUUCAUAUUUGAGUGGAGUUUAGACUUCUUUCCCGGUCUUACGUAUGAAGUAAGCGCUGCCCUAAUGAUUGUGCCGUUGAUUGCUAUGACGGCUGAUGGAGGGCUACUGGGAUGGGGUCAUAACAAUAAGGGUCAGUUAGGCCGGGGUGAUACAAAUUAUGGAGUUUUCCUUAAGCCCUUGGAAAUAGAUUUUGGUGAACACGAAGAGAUCGUACAAAUAAGUUGUGGCAAAAACCACGCCCUGGCCCUCACAUCAAGUGGAAAGGUGUACGGAUGGGGUGACAACAGCUCAGGUCAGAUAGGUGUCGGCAAAUUCACUGAUCAUAUCUCUACACCAAUAAAAGUGGGAUCAAAAUAUGGCAUUAAGAAUAAAAUCAGAUUUGUAUUCGCUGGCUAUGAGACCUCCUUUGCGAUCACCAUUGAUGGACAGGUAUACAGUUGGGGCCGCAAUGAGUUCGAGGAAUCGGUCCGUUAUCAAGGCUUUCAGGAAUUCCAGACUAUGACAAAACUCGAGAGUAAUUCAAUUGUCCGAUAUAAGAGGGCCUGGAUUGAGGACAACCAGUUUGUUUACAUUCAGAUGCAAUUCUGUGACAGUAACUUGAAGAAUAUUCUGCAGAUCAGAAACAAUGCAUUUAAUAGGCAUUCAUCCGACACUCUCAUUGGUUUCACCGAAUUCUACUUAUUAUGCGAAAUGUUUAUUGAGAUAAACAAUGGAUUACUUUAUUUGCAUUCAUUGGAUCCGCCAAUAAUUCACAGGGAUUUGAAGCCCGAGAAUAUUCUAGUGGUUGAGCAGGAUAAAAAUGGAUAUUUUGUGAAAAUAUCUGAUUUUGGUUUAUCUGUAUUUCAUUCACUCGACUCACAGACUCACUCGAGAGACGCCGGCACUGAGAAAUAUAUGGCACCGGAGGUUAAGUUCAGCAAUGAAUAUGACAUGAAAUGUGAUGUUUUUAGCUUCGGAUUGAUAGCCUGUGAGAUGUUUUGCAUUGAUUUCUAUUCGUAA